Molecule: messenger RNA, 2925 nt
Organism: Haliotis rubra (blacklip abalone)
Lineage: Eukaryota; Metazoa; Mollusca; Gastropoda; Lepetellida; Haliotidae
Product: monocarboxylate transporter 3-like
Exons: 6
Coding region: 213-1637 (474 amino acids)
Biological process (GO): monocarboxylic acid transport; transmembrane transport
Molecular function (GO): monocarboxylic acid transmembrane transporter activity
Source: RefSeq, a predicted model, not a curated record
GCUUGCACAAAGCGCAGCUUUUUAAUCGCGCCGUAAGCUUUACAGAUAUGCAUUACCACGACUUUAAAUUUAACACAAGCCAACUAUGUUUGUAAAAAUAGGAGGCACACGUAUGACGUGAGAUAGGUCACAUGCUCAUACAGUUGAAACUGUUAGCGGCUGACGCCGAAAAACCUGUCUAGCGGAUACGAAACGAUCACCACAAGGGCGAAAUGGCUUCUGAGACUGAGAAAAGACAGCCAAAGAUUGAAAUAGAGCGCUUUGAAUCUGGGACUAACAAAGACGACGUUCCCACUGCAGACGACCACUCACCACUGUCUUGUGUACGUGUAGAUACACAACGGUAUGUGAACGAAACAAGAAAGGCUCCUCCCUCGGAUACAAAGUAUGAUGGCGGCAACAGGAAGAAGCUGGUUGUGUUAACAGGGGCCUACUAUGGCGCAUUUGUGGCACUUGGAUUUCCGUUCGCCUUCGGGGCUCUCUACAAUGACAUACUGGAUACAUUUAAUUCGACGAGAGGAGAAACAUCUCUGGUGCCAGCGUUUUGUAUAGGAUGCACGUUUGGUAUUGGUUUCCUGAGUGGGAUCUUCAUCAAGAUAUUUGGGAUGAAGACCGUGAUGACAGCUGGAGGAUUGGUCAGCUCAUUAGGGUUAUUCACAAGCUGGUUCGCCCAGUCCGUUGCGCAUCUCAUAGUUACUGCUGGCGUUAUGAAUGGGAUUGGAAACAGUUUCAUCUUCAUAUCCACCACAACACUGGUUGCAGGUACAUUCAACAAGCCCCGAACUCGGAGUAUUGCACUGGCAGGAAUUAUGUUCAGUGGUGGAGUAGGAACUGUUGUAUUCCCGUACAUAAUCACUGGACUCAAGAGUGUUUACGGAUUGCGAGGAACCCUUCUGUUGAUCAGCUGCUUUUAUCUUCAAACCAUCCUUUCAACAUUGGUCAUAACAUCCAGUGUUGGGAAUCAGCAGUUCUUCAAAAGCCAACCAAUUAAAGACCACGUUACGGGGAAAGACUCCAAAUCCAACUGGAGGCAAAUGCUGAGACCAAUCUUCAAAUCCUUCGUGAUUACAUCAUGCCUUUCAUUUGGAGCAGCAAACAACAUCAGUGGUAUUUUAUCGGAUCUGACUAAAAGUAGAGGAUUCUCUGAGGAAAGCGGGCUAGCACUGAUACUUUACUUCAACUCAUUCAACACAAUGGCUCGGCUUUUGGGUGGCAUUCUGAAGCUUAUACCUGGACUCCAUAGUGUCAUCAUAUUCACAUUGUCCGCAGCUCUUCAUGGCCUCGCGUUGAUAAUUCUGGGAGCAACCUCCGACUGGGUGGUUUCGGCAGUGUUGAUAUCAGCAGCUGGGGCUGGCAUGGGCGGGAUGAUAAGCAUGCUUCCCGUCGUCCCACUGGAGGUCCUUUCGCAGGAAAUGCUACCGUUCGGCCUCGGGUUCUGUGGGAUGAUGAAUGGUGCUGUCACUCCAGUAGUGGGGGCAGUUAUGGGUUUGAUGUUUGACAACAUGGGAUCGUAUGAAGUUCCGUUCUACGUCUUUGGAAGCAUAGCCAUUGGAGCAGCGGCGUUGACGAUAGUCGUGUUUACAUCAGUAGAAUGUCGAUCCAAGAAACAGUGCCUUAAUUCUAUGAUAAGACUGUAGUCUACAAGCAGCAGUUGGCAAUGAACAACGAUUGUUUUUUAAGUCAUCACUACUUCUGUAGAAAAGUACCUUUGUGUCAACUAGAGAUAUGUGACCUGGCUGAUUGUGUGUCUUGGUGCUGAUUGGUCGUUGAUCAUGUUUGUAAACACCGGUUUUCCUGGCAUCCACUACGACUAGGUAAACGACUGUGCUGAAAUACCGCCACCUGCGUCAAGUGUCCAUCUGUCUGUAGAGCUAUCGUGGUUUUCGGAUACUUUUUCUUACCACUGACACACACACAGCCAUGUCAAACGUCUUAACUUGUGUUCAAUGUUGAAUUACUCCAAUGCCUUGAGUUUUGACAAAUCAUCUAUGAUUUCAAUUCCCUGAUUAUCUAAUUGAAUAGAAAGUGAGUACUUUGUGGACGGAAUAUAUGGAUAAAAAUAACUCAAACAUUAUCACGACUUAAAUAACCAAAUGACCGAAUCGUUUGCAAAAUGAAUUUAACAAUCGCCAGAUGCAUUUUGGAAAAUAUUUAAUAAAAAGGUAAAACUGAAAACAAAUUCAUACCGGACAUUUCCAGAUGCUUGGAUGCUUAUAACAAUAUAUACCAGAAACUCCUCACCACCGUGGGGCUUUAUAUGUUAUUUGUUAGACGGAAAAGUUAGACAAAGUAACUGAUGUGGUAAUGUAAAGACCGACUGUAAAUCAUUUACAGUACUUUUAUAUACUGGAGUCCUUCACUUAGUAUUCAAUCGGCAUUUUCAUUGUAUCCUGGUUAACGGGCACUUAAAACCCCCGCUCAUAUACAAAACUACAGGUGGUCCGUUUGAUCCAAAUUAAUUUUGACAGAUGUUUUGGGAAGGUUUUCUUCUCAAUGCAUUCCCAAUGCCUCAUUAAUUCUUGUAUUUUAUUUUUGCAGAAAAUAAUCGCUUAACAUUAGCGCAAGCUUCAUUUAGAAAGAAGUUACUAUUGAACGACCGAUAAUGUUUUUGUAAUCCAAAUGUUCACGCAGAUACAAGGAAACCCCUAAACACGGCACAGCGUAUCUUCAUAGGCGAUAUAAAGCAACUUACUGAGUCUGAACUGGAUAAUAGGAAUAUACCUAUGUGACAAAAACUGCUGAAUAGAUCCCAUGUGAAUCACGUGCACGAUCUUAUAUUUUCAUUUUUUUUUAAAUGAGCGGGCAUUACCUAUAUUAGGUUGUCCAUAUGCUGAUGACACUAUAUUAUUAAAUGAAAAUCCCCAUUUUAUAUAUGUAUGGUUUAAACAUUACCGUUUGAGGCACUUAAGAAUCUUUGUCUGUGAA